AUGAAUUCUUACCCGCGCUCGGAAGACGCAAAGUCUUCCGAGUUCCCUAGCCCAGAGAGAAAAAGUCUCGACACCCUGAAUGUCCCACACACGAUUGUGCGGGAAGCCUCAAGUGCGGAAACCCUGGCUGUUCCUCAUACAAACAACACCUCGACCCCGGGCAAAGAUGCCGAAUGGAGCAUGACCCCGCAAGUCAUCCGAAACCAGGAGCGUGAGGUUGCAGCUGGCUUCAAGAGGCGAGAGCUAGGUGUGACCUGGGAGAACCUCAGCGUGGAGGUUCCUGCGGCAGAAGCCUCAGUCAACGAGAACUUGUUUUCCCAGUUUAACGUGCCCCAACGGAUCCGAGGCAUUGGCCGAAAACCGCCUUUGAAGUCAAUCUUGACGGAAAGCCACGGCUGUGUCAAACCGGGUGAGAUGCUCCUCGUCUUGGGCCGCCCGGGCUCGGGAUGCACGACUUUACUAAAUCUUCUCUCCAAUCGCCGCCUUGGCUACCACACCAUUAAGGGCAACGUGUGGUUUGGAGACAUGACCCAUGAAGAAGCGGCUCAAUAUCGAAGCCACAUCGUCAUGAACACCGAAGAGGAGCUAUUCUACCCCCGGCUAACCGUUGGCCAGACCAUGGACUUUGCCACUCGACUCAAAGUUCCCUCUCACCUCCCAGAAGGUGCCAAGUCCGUGAACGAAUAUACUGCUGAAACGAAGAGGUUUCUCCUGGAGUCGAUGGGCAUUUCACAUACAGCCGACACUAAGGUGGGGAACGAGUUUGUGCGGGGGGUGUCAGGAGGAGAAAGAAAGCGAGUAUCAAUCAUCGAAUGCCUGGCAACAAGGGGCUCGGUCUUUUCCUGGGAUAAUAGUACUCGUGGUCUUGAUGCCAGUACGGCGUUGGAGUGGGCUAAAGCUUUACGAGCAAUGACCAACGUUCUCGGGCUUACCACGAUUGUGACCCUGUAUCAGGCAGGGAACGGAAUUUACAACCUCUUCGACAAGGUUCUGGUCUUGGACGAGGGGAAGCAGAUUUUCUAUGGACCCGCAGCUGCAGCAAAGCCAUUCAUGGAGAACCUGGGGUUCGUCUAUACAGAUGGAGCUAAUAUCGGCGAUUUUCUGACCGGUGUGACCGUUCCUACUGAGAGAAAGAUUAGACCAGGCUAUGAAAGUAGGUUUCCUAGGAAUGCCGAUGCUAUUAUGGCGGAGUACAGAAAAUCAGCCAUCUACAGCAACAUGGUAACAGCAUAUGAUUAUCCGACAACCGCGCUUGCUCAUGAACGGACGAGUGCAUUCAAGGAGUCUGUUGCCUUUGAGAAGACUACCCAUCAGCCCAAAAAUAGUCCGUUCACCACCAGCUUCUGGACGCAGGUCAUAGCAUGCACGCGGCGUCAAUACCAGAUCCUAUGGGGUGAGAAGUCUACAUUUUUGAUCAAACAGAUUCUGUCCCUGGUUAUGGCCUUGAUUGCCGGCUCCUGUUUCUAUAAAGCUCCGCAGACUUCCGCUGGUCUCUUUACCAAAGGAGGUGCCGUCUUUUUCGCGCUUUUGUAUAACACCAUCGUUGCCAUGUCUGAGGUCACGGAGUCCUUCAAAGGGCGACCAGUCCUUGUGAAGCAUAAAGCAUUUGCUUUCUAUCAUCCGGCCGCAUUCUGUUUAGCCCAGAUUAUGGCAGAUCUCCCGGUGCUGCUAUUCCAGUGCACGAUUUUUUCGGUCGUGAUUUAUUGGAUGGUUGGCUUAAAAGCUACGGCGGCAGCCUUCUUUACCUUCUGGAUCAUCCUAUUUAGCACAAUUUUGUGCAUCACCGCGCUAUUCAGGUGUAUCGGCGCGGGCUUCAGCACCUUUGAAGCCGCAUCGAAAAUUUCGGGAACCGCUAUCAAGGGAAUUGUCAUGUAUGCCGGAUACAUGAUUCCCAAGCCCAAGGUUAAGAACUGGUUCCUAGAGUUGUAUUACACCAACCCUAUGGCCUAUGCGUUUCAAGCUGCCCUGUCCAACGAAUUCCAUGACCAAUACAUCCCCUGUGUCGGCAAUAAUUUGGUCCCUCAUGGGCCUGGAUAUGAUGAUGUUGGUUCCGCCAACAAAGCGUGUACUGGUGUGGGUGGUAGUUUGCCAGGCGCAGACUACGUUACCGGUGAUCAGUAUCUCUCGUCGCUGCACUACAAGCAUUCUCAACUCUGGAGAAAUUUUGGCGUCGUAUGGGGGUGGUGGGGCUUUUUCGCCGUGCUCACGAUCAUCUGCACUACAUUUUGGAAAGCUGGUACCGGGGGAAGUGCUUCAUUGUUGAUCCCACGCGAGAAGCUCAAGCAGCAUCAGAACAGCAUGGACGAAGAGUCGCAAGUCAAUGAAAAAGGCCAAGCCAAAGCCGCCACUGGUGCCACUGCAGAGGUGGAUGGCAGUCUUUCCCGGAAUACUUCUGUGUUUACGUGGAAGAACCUGAAGUAUACCGUCAAAACCCCUUCAGGCGAUCGGGUCCUUUUGGAUAACAUCCACGGCUGGGUCAAACCGGGAAUGCUUGGGGCUUUGAUGGGCUCUUCAGGAGCCGGCAAGACGACCUUGCUUGAUGUUCUCGCGCAGCGCAAGACCGAGGGCACUAUUACUGGGUCUAUCAUGGUCGAUGGCCGGCCGCUACCCAUUUCGUUUCAAAGAAUGGCUGGAUACUGCGAGCAAUUGGAUGUUCAUGAACCCUAUGCUACGGUCCGGGAAGCCUUGGAAUUUUCUGCGCUGCUGCGUCAGCCCCGAACGACGCCUAAAGCAGAAAAGAUUCGGUAUGUUAACACCAUCAUCGAUCUGCUGGAGCUCCAUGAUCUGGCAGACACCCUCAUCGGCACGGUCGGCAAUGGCCUCAGCGUGGAGCAAAGGAAACGGGUCACCAUUGGAGUGGAACUUGUAUCCAAACCAAGCAUCUUGAUUUUCUUGGAUGAGCCUACCUCUGGCUUAGACGGACAGUCGGCCUAUAAUACAGUUCGAUUUCUCCGAAAGUUAGCCGACGUGGGCCAGGCCGUUCUCGUGACGAUUCAUCAACCCUCUGCCCAGUUAUUCGCGCAGUUUGAUACGCUCCUGCUUCUCGCACGAGGCGGUAAAACCGUGUACUUUGGCGAUAUUGGAGAUAACGGACACACCAUCAAGCAGUAUUUCGGCAAAUAUGGGGCACAAUGCCCGGUGGAGGCCAACCCAGCCGAGUUCAUGAUUGACGUGGUCACCGGAGGCAUUGAGAGCGUCAAAGACAAGGACUGGCACCAGGUCUGGCUCGAGUCGCCUGAACAUGAAAACAUGAUCACCGAGCUGGAUCGGCUGAUCUCCGAGUCUGCCUCCAAGCCCUCUGGUGUGAAUGACGAUGGAUGCGAGUUCUCGAUGCCGCUCUGGGAACAGACGAAGAUCGUUACCCAGCGAAUGAAUGUGGCUCUAUUCCGAAAUACGAACUACGUCAACAAUAAGUUCUCGUUGCAUAUCAUUUCUGCUCUGCUGAAUGGGUUCUCAUUUUGGAGGGUUGGUCCUAGUGUGACGGCCCUACAAUUGAAAAUGUUCACUAUUUUCAACUUCGUGUUCGUCGCACCCGGAGUAAUCAACCAGCUUCAACCUUUGUUUAUCCAGCGGCGCGAUAUCUACGAUGCUCGGGAGAAGAAGUCCAAGAUGUACUCCUGGAUCUCCUUUGUCAUCGGCCUGAUUGUGUCUGAAUUCCCCUAUCUCUGUGUAUGUGCAGUCUUGUACUUUGUCUGCUGGUACUACUGCGUACGCCUGCCUCAUGAUUCCAACAAGGCGGGCGCUACCUUCUUUAUCAUGCUCAUCUAUGAGUUCAUCUACACCGGCAUUGGCCAGUUCAUCGCAGCAUACGCACCCAAUCCGACGUUCGCAGCACUCGUGAACCCCAUGAUCAUCAGCAUCCUGGUCCUCUUCUGCGGCAUCUUCGUUCCAUACACCCAGCUCAACGUGUUUUGGAAAUACUGGCUCUACAACCUCAACCCAUUCAACUACGUCGUGGCCGGCAUGCUAACAUUCGACAUGUGGGACGCCCGCGUAACCUGCAACGAGAACGAGUUCGCCGUUUUCGACCCGACCAACGGCACUUGCGGCGACUACCUGAAGGACUACAUGUCAGGUCAGGGCUGGCGCGUGAACCUGACUAACCCGGAUGCCACCUCGAACUGCCGAGUGUGCGAGUACCGCCGAGGCAGCGAUUUCCUGUCCACGCUGAACAUCAACCAUUACUUUUACGGGUGGCGCGAUGCCGUUAUCUCGGUCGUUUUUGCGAUCAGCGGGUAUGCAUUGGUAUUUGGCUUGAUGAAGCUUCGGACGAAGGCUUCAAAAAAGGCGGAGUAG
Messenger RNA from Aspergillus ibericus CBS 121593, 4296 nucleotides. RefSeq lists its product as uncharacterized. NCBI's taxonomy places the organism in Eukaryota, Fungi, Ascomycota, Eurotiomycetes, Eurotiales, Aspergillaceae. Gene Ontology annotation, cellular component: membrane. The record is from RefSeq and is a predicted model, not a curated record. The transcript has 3 exons. Gene Ontology annotation, molecular function: ABC-type transporter activity; ATP binding; ATP hydrolysis activity. Bases 1 to 4296 code for a protein of 1431 amino acids. Gene Ontology annotation, biological process: transmembrane transport.